CUAAAGUUGACAGACAUGGUGCUGACGAUGAUCGCUCGGCUGGCGGAACUGCCGCUUGCCGCGUCCAUGCAGGAGGACGAGCAGGGAAGUGAAAAGAUGGGCCGAGACCUUCAGCAGUACCAGAGUCAAGCUAAACAGCUCUUCAGGAAACUCAAUGAGCAGAGUCCCACACGGUGCACUUUAGAGGCUGGUUCUGUGUCCUUCCAUUAUUUUAUAGAGCAGGGCGUGUGCUACCUGGUGCUAUGUGAAGCCAGUUUUCCCAAGAAGCUGGCCUUUGCUUAUCUAGAAGAUCUUCAAGCAGAGUUUCAUGAACAGCACGGAAAGAAGGUCCACACAGUAUCUCGGCCUUAUUCCUUCAUUGAAUUUGACACAUACAUCCAAAAAACAAAGAAGUCGUACAUCGACAGCCGAGCCAGAAGGAAUCUGGGCAGCAUCAAUACGGAGCUCCAAGAUGUGCAGAGGAUCAUGGUGGCCAACAUAGAGGAGGUGCUGCAGCGAGGGGAGGCGCUCUCUGCACUGGACUCCAAGGCCAGCAACUUGUCCAGCCUGUCGAAGAAGUAUCGCAGUGAUGCCAAGUAUCUGAAUACUCGCUCCACUUACGCCAAACUGGCCGCCGGCGGCGUGUUUUUCAUCAUGCUCAUUGUGUACGUACGCUUCUGGUGGCUCUGAGAGGGAAAUAGAAGAAGGUGUAGGAGGUACCGGAGUGGAAACUGAGCUGUACACAGUCUGCAGAGACGACAAAAAGUUACCACCUUCAACUAAAAAAACCAAACAAAAUAAAUCAAUAACAGGAGCUCGGCUCCACAUAAGACUUUAUGCCACCACCCAUUUUGUUCCCACGUGUCGAUCAUCCUGUAAUUUGAGUAGUAAUGAUGUCAUCGUACCGUCACGCGCUCCGAAUCUCUCUGAAGUUUAGAGGAAGUCAGUAUGUUCCUGCGUGUGACUGUGUGGGUCGGCUGUGUUUAAGGUGAUUUGUAUGCAAGUGUGGGAGAAACAUGAAGAUACUUCUUUUUUUUUUCCGCUGUUUUGUGAGUCUGUAAACCUCGAACGCCAGACUCGUUCAUUCAUACUUAAAAAAACCCCAGAAAAGUGCAAACAGAGCAGCAGGUGGGAAUCUGCCCCAACUGCUUCCAUCUCUUCCCUGCUUCGAGGUGAUGCAGCUGCUCUGUCACUGUGGCACAGACAGAAACAGGCAUUACCGCUAAACAGAUCGAGACGUGUCACUCAAACCAGGUCAUGACAGGCAGCCCCCCCCCCCCAAAAAAAAAACCUGUCCAUAGGGGUGAGAGCCAAAAUAUGUAAAACUGGUCCAGUUUUAAAUUGUCAAACCUGCACCCAUGUCGGGAUAUCACUGAUCUCGAUAAUGAGUCCGUUUCAUCAGCGUACCUCCAAAUAGUAAUAAAAUAAUGAAGACAGUUUGAAGUUGGCCUGAUUUUGGAGUCUGAACUGUUGUCGUCUGUGUUGGAAAAAUUUCAGCAGAGACAAAGACUUGGAUGUCAAAAAUGGUCCUGAUUUUCAAUUUUUUUU
Molecule: messenger RNA, 1527 nt
Organism: Thalassophryne amazonica
Lineage: Eukaryota; Metazoa; Chordata; Actinopteri; Batrachoidiformes; Batrachoididae
Product: vesicle-trafficking protein SEC22b-B-like
Biological process (GO): retrograde vesicle-mediated transport, Golgi to endoplasmic reticulum; endoplasmic reticulum to Golgi vesicle-mediated transport; vesicle fusion with Golgi apparatus
Cellular component (GO): Golgi membrane; endoplasmic reticulum membrane; ER to Golgi transport vesicle membrane
Molecular function (GO): SNAP receptor activity
Source: RefSeq, a predicted model, not a curated record